Messenger RNA from Branchiostoma floridae (Florida lancelet), 960 nucleotides. Its product is annotated as sorbitol dehydrogenase-like. Gene Ontology annotation, molecular function: zinc ion binding; L-iditol 2-dehydrogenase (NAD+) activity. Gene Ontology annotation, biological process: D-sorbitol catabolic process. The coding region runs from base 1 to 960 and encodes 319 amino acids. The transcript has 7 exons. The record is from RefSeq and is a predicted model, not a curated record. NCBI's taxonomy places the organism in Eukaryota, Metazoa, Chordata, Leptocardii, Amphioxiformes, Branchiostomatidae.
AUGCACUCGGUCGGCAUCUGCGGAUCCGAUGUCCACUUCUGGACGGAAGGCGUUGUAGGACCGUUCGUGGUCAAGGCGCCCAUGGUCCUGGGGCACGAAGGCAGCGGCACGGUGUCCGAACUGGGAGAGGGCGUCACUCACCUGAAAGUUGGUGACCGUGUAGCCAUGGAGCCAGGUGUGCCUUGCAGGUACUGUACCGCCUGUAAGGGAGGCAGGUAUAACCUGUGCAAGGAUGUGAAGUUCUGUGCAACGCCCCCUACCGACGGCUCGCUGUGCAGGUACUACGUACAUGCGGCUGACCUGUGUUUCAAGCUCCCAGACAACGUGAGUUACGAGGAAGGUGCUCUGCUGGAGCCCUUGUCCGUAGCUGUGCAUGCCUGCAGGAGGUCAGAGGUCACUAUUGGCAGUAAGGUCCUCAUCUGUGGUGCAGGUCCCAUAGGACUGGUGUGCCUCCAGGUGGCCAAGGCGAUGGGUGCAGCGCAGGUGGUCAUUACAGAUAUUGACGCCAAGCGGUUGGAGUUUGCCCGUCAUCAGAUGGGAGCUGACGUCACCGUGCUGGUGACGUCACGUGACGGGCGGGAGGUAGCUGACCAGGUGGUGCAGGUGCUUGGGUGUAACCCUGACGUCACCAUAGAGUGUAGCGGCGCUGAAACCAGCAUCCACGCAGGCAUUUAUGCCACCGAGCCCGGAGGUGUUCUGAUGAUAGUCGGGCUCGGCCGGCCCAUGGCGACCAUCCCUCUCCUAGACGCCGCUCUGAAGGAAGUAGACAUCCGGGGGAACCUCCGCUACGCUAACGACUACCCGACAGCCCUAGCGAUGAUAGCCUCGGGACAGGUGAACGUGAAGCCGCUGGUCUCCCACCGUUAUAGCCUGGAGCAGGCGCUGGAGGCCUUCGAGUUCGCCAAGAAGGGCGAAGGGAUCAAAGUCAUGAUCCACUGUGACAAGACCAAGGCCUUAUAG